This is a messenger RNA of Leptidea sinapis, 1338 nucleotides long. RefSeq lists its product as uncharacterized. The transcript is spliced from 9 exons. Lineage: Eukaryota; Metazoa; Arthropoda; Insecta; Lepidoptera; Pieridae. The record is from RefSeq and is a predicted model, not a curated record. The coding region runs from base 164 to 946 and encodes 260 amino acids.
CUCGUGUUCCAUUUUGCAUAUUUUUGGUAUUGAAAUCGAAGUGGAAGUGCGUCUAGUCGAGCCUUGCUGUUGCGAAUUCACUCCAAAAAUCUCCUUAUUCUGUGAAUUUCUACUUUUUGUGAUAGAGACACUUUUGCUUGUGGAAUAUAUAAACUUUGGUGCAAUGCCGAGACGUUGUGCUUUCGGUUGUGCGCUCCGUAAGAUUCCAAUGCAUCGUUUCCCAGAUGCUAUCAAAUUUCCUGAGCAGUUUAAAACUUGGGUCAGUCUUGUUGGUGGAAACCCUGAAACAUCUGAUUUUGAUAUAUAUAAGAAGAAGAGAAUUUGUGAUAUACACUUUUCUGACAAACACAGAAAUCGUAAUCAACGGCUUAACACAUUGGCAGUUCCGAUGCUUCAUGUGCCUGGACAAGUUCAGAGUCAAGACGUAAUCUUAGGACAAGCUUCAUCCACAAAACAUUUACUGCCUACAAUAAUACAGCAAGACUGUUCAGAGCCGUAUGUGAGCAACUUUAUUUUAGAAAAAGGAUCAACUUCAACAACAUUCCAACCUGUGCCUGCAGAUGCAUCUCAACAAUGUGUUUCAGCAAAGUGCUUGAUGCUGGAACAUAAUUAUAGUGUUAUUAGCAAGCCUAAAAGAACAGCUCUAAAAGAUGUAAUGGCUGCACAGCGCACAAAGAUCAAGCAUCUUCAAGCAGAAAUAUCGCGCUUGCGAAGAAAAGGACAAUCUUUCAAAGCAAGAACCGUCAUUCUUUUGGCCAACAUUUUUAUUUCGAGUCAACUGCUAGAGGGCACCACUGAGCAAGCAACCACAGCAAAUGUUACUAUCUCGUGUGUUACGGGGAUGGGUGACAGUGGAACUUGCGUUAGUCGCGAACAUUGCGACUAUGGCACGAGAGCCAUAGACUACACUUUGUACGCACGGUCCUCAUUUAAAAAGUAUGAUUGAAAUGAAAAAUAUCACUUAGGUCAAUCACUUGGCGUUGAAAGAAGAAAGGAAGAACUAUUUGACUUGAAUCCUGCUGCCAAAACAUACCAUCGCACCACACCUCCUCUUUCUUUAAUCAUAACCCUAUGGUUAUGUAGGUACCUACGUACUAUGAAGUCAACUUCAUUGACAUUGCAUUGCGUAUCAGUUAGGUACAAUCAGCUGAACGUCCUACUCAUCUCGUCCCUUAUUGUCAAAAAAUAUACGUCUAGAUACAGCCUUUGCCUGCUAAACAACGGCUGUAAACAGGCCAGGUUGAUUACUUUGUGUUAGUGUGCGUUCAUUGCUCAAAAUAGAGAUUAACAGUCAACCUCAAUUUUGACUUUUGUUUUCUUUUCGACGUUUUCACAGCU